GGUUCUUGUGGCUUAAAUCACAUAACAUUGUUUAUGAUUUUCUGGAGAACUUUGAAAGAUACCUUCAAGAGACUGAAAAAGCUGAGUCUAUAACACAUCAAUUAGUAAAAGUUCCCGUCGGAGGUGAUUAUGCUCUUGGAAAGUUUUUUUACGAAAUUCUUAUAUCCCAUAUAAGGAGUACAAAGGACUUUAUGGCUCCUUUUAUGAAUAUAUCAUAUGAAGAAUUUGAUAACUUGGUAAAUGGCGUUGAAAUCGAAACACAAAUUAAAG
This is a messenger RNA of Dentiscutata erythropus, 270 nucleotides long. Lineage: Eukaryota; Fungi; Glomeromycota; Glomeromycetes; Diversisporales; Gigasporaceae. The record is from the annotation of a GenBank genome assembly.